Molecule: messenger RNA, 6951 nt
Organism: Uloborus diversus
Lineage: Eukaryota; Metazoa; Arthropoda; Arachnida; Araneae; Uloboridae
Product: adenomatous polyposis coli homolog
Exons: 13
Coding region: 1-6951 (2316 amino acids)
Biological process (GO): regulation of cell differentiation; negative regulation of canonical Wnt signaling pathway; cell migration
Cellular component (GO): beta-catenin destruction complex; cytoplasmic microtubule; catenin complex
Molecular function (GO): beta-catenin binding; gamma-catenin binding; microtubule binding
Source: RefSeq, a predicted model, not a curated record
AUGCUGAACAUCGACCCCCUUCUGUUUCAGCCCAAAGUAAUUCGCAUGUCCACAACUUCCAGCAUUGGUCUUCCCGGUCAACAUAUCAUUCGCACCACUGAAUACAGCAAUUCCCAGGUGAUGACAGGCACUACUGCACAGGUUCACAAUGAAGCUAAUAACAAUAUAUUAACCUCUAGCAAUACCCUUCCAUUCGGAGAUACCUUACCAAGACCUCGUGAAUUUCAAGUCCCACAAUCCGAAAGGGAAUACAGAAAUUUUAAUAAUAUGGACACAACAGGGAUUUUAGAGCAAGAGGAAGAACUUUCUUCAGUGCACCAUGGAGAGUGGUCAACCGACAUGUACUGGAGUGGCGACGGGGAGUGUUCGGACAGUUCGACUCUCGAACGAAUUGCUCACCAGAAUUCCGAAAGCAUUAUCAGUUUUCAGUCAAAUUUAUCGUACAGUACAGCAUCGGCCAGCUUCCACUCCCAGCUCUCUGAACAUUCCGAAUCUAAGGAGGAAUUGAUUAGCUCUUUACUGAAUAAAGUUCGAUCUCAAAACAAAAUGGAAGCAAGCAAAAUUCUUCUUACAAUGUCAAGUUCAGUAGAAAACUGCAUUGCGAUGCGACAGUGUGGUUGUCUACCUCUCCUGAUCGAGCUGCUUCACAGUCCAGAUGAAAACUCAAAUACAUACCACAUGGUCCAUGCGAAGAGGGUCAACUUUGAGAUCCGGGAGCGCGCUGGCCAAGUGCUACACAACAUUGUGUUUGCCCAGCCGGAUGACAAAAAAGGACGCCGAGAAGCGCGGGUUCUACGUCUUUUGGAACAGAUCAGGGAUUACUGUGACCAACUUAGGAGUUUGGAUGGAGACGUGGAUGAUAACAGAAAUGCAAGAUGCGUUGACCAGCACCUGGGACCUUCAGUAGCAGCAUUGAUGAAAUUAUCUUUUGAUGAAGAUCAUAGAUAUGCCAUGUGCCAAUUAGGUGGCUUGCAGGCUAUUGCUGAGUUACUUCAGAUGGAUCAGGAAGUACAUGGAUGCACAAACGAUCAGUAUUGCAUCACUAUUCGUCGAUAUUCAGGAAUGGCUUUAACGAAUUUAACGUUCGGAGAUGGCGCCAAUAAAGCCCUUUUGUGUUCCAUGAGGCCAUUUAUGGAAGCCUUAGUCGCCCAACUUUAUUCGCCGAGUGAAGAUUUGCGACAGGUAACUGCUAGUGUGCUACGAAACCUUUCUUGGCGUGCUGAUCAAGCAAGUAAAAGAAUUUUGAGAGACAUAGGUGCUGUUACGACAUUAGUGAAAGCAGCUAUGGAAGCAGAGAAAGAAUCUACUUUAAAAAGCAUUCUGUCUGCACUGUGGAAUUUAUCUGCUCAUUGCAGUGGUAAUAAAGCUGACAUUUGUUUAGUGGAUGGUGCUCUAGCGUUUUUGGUUAGCACUCUAACGUACAAAAGUAAAUCUAAAACUUUAGCCAUUGUCGAAAAUGGUGGAGGUAUUUUAAGAAACGUAUCUAGUCAUAUAGCAAUACAGAAUGAUUAUAGAAUUAUUCUGCGUAAACAUAACUGUCUUCAGAUUCUGUUACAGCAUCUAAAAUCUCCUAGCUUAACCGUUGUCAGCAACGCAUGUGGUACACUGUGGAACUUGUCAGCCAGAAAUGCUGUUGAUCAACGUGCAUUGUGGGAAAUGGGAGCAGUAGGAAUGUUGAAAAAGCUGAUUAACUCAAAGCAUAAAAUGAUAUCCAUGGGAAGCUCUGCAGCUUUGAAGAACUUACUUUCAGCUAAACCUCCUGGAGUUAAUCUUGGCCUCUGUGUUCAUACAGAUGGUUACAAGACUGGCAUAGACGUUCCAUCUCUUCAUGUUCGGAAGCAGAAAGCUUUAAGUACAGAAAUAGAUCAGAAUUUGUCAGAAACUUAUGACAACACAGACAGCCCUAAAACAAGCCCAGUAAAGCAUGCGACUCAGGAUAAAAAUAAUAGAUCCAGGCGGCACAUAUCUCCAUCAGCUAGGUAUAUGACAACACAAAAGCAAAGAAAUGAUUUGCUUUCUUUACAGAAGCGUGCUGCAGAGAAUGAAACUGUUGUUGAAGAAAAACACAAUGGGGCUUUUCAGGUAACAAAAAAUACUAAGCAAACUUUAAAUUUUAGACAAGGGCAAAGUAGGUUUCAGCCUGAUGCGAAAGACAACGUGCACGGUUUAGAAACAGCUCAAUAUACAACAGAAAGAAAUGCAACCGACAAACAUGAGUCAGGCAAACUAAAUUCAAUGCAUGGGAAGAGUGAUAAGCAAUUUCUUGAGCAGGGUGACAUUCCAUCAGUGGCAAGCAAGCCAGGUGCGUUUUCAAAAUGUGUGAGUGAUAAUACUUCACAGCAAGUAGGUGUUCGUAAAGACUAUAAAACCCAAGAAAGAGUUACAAAUAUAGCCCAAAAAGCUCAGACAGUAAAUCAAGAUCAAGACAUUGCAGGAAGAAAUUCCAAUGAUACAAGCAAACCGUCUGCCAUUCCAAAACCUUUCCAUGAAAGCAAAAUCCCUCUUCCUCGUUCAGUGAGCAAACACGAUUCGACACGAAGCCAAAGUGCAUCCCCUGUUGCUCAGCGGAGAUGUCAAUCUCAACGUCGCGAUAGUGCCCACAAUGUGAAUUCAAAUACUGUUGAUAUUAAUGUGACUCAUCCCAAAUAUGCAUGGAAUUCUAGCUUCGAAAAAGUAGACAAUGAUCCUGAACAGCCUGCGAAUGUCGGUAAGACAUUCGUUAAAGAAGACCAAGUCUACAACCGCUCAGCCGAAACCAUGCUUUUUAAAUCUACCAAUCCGAAAGUUUUGCAAAGUGAUGAUUACAAUUGCACUAGUGAAGAUGAAAUUAAAGUGUAUAACACAGAAAGCACGCCGGUUAGCUAUUCUUACAUGUCUUCAAUGGAAGAUUUAGAUGAUGUUGGUGCAACAACACGUUGUUCCUUGAACAUUAAAACAAACACCAAUGUGAAACUGAUGCAAAAUCACCCACUCCUAUCAAAUGUUCACCGAACUGAUGAUGAUAAUAUCAAACUCUUUGAAGUAAGGAAUACUUACAGACAAGAUGAUCGAUUUCAUGAUAUUGGAGGAGGAAAAACAGUAGACUUUUCAGUUCAAAGUGAUUAUGAUAUUGAUGAAACGUUAUCGAUGAUGUCUAGAAGUAGUUCUGUGGCUUCAAUUAGUAGUUUUGACCAACAAUCAUUCCAUGAUGAUGAGAGUCUUGCUUCAGAUCUAAGUCAUCGAACUAGUGGUAUCGAGUCUCCAAGUGAAUUAUCUGAUUCUCCUUGUCAGACGGCACCAUCUAGUCCUCGAAAGGGUAAAACGGCUUCUUUGUGCAAUGGCAUGUCUGACGGAUCUCAGAUGAAGUCAUAUGCAGUUGAAGACGAGCCGGAAGCAUUUCCAGUCUUGGCACAAAACUUAGGACAAGAGGAGGAGAUAAGUGCAUCGGAAAGUCACCUCGAUAACAGCUCUGAUGUAGAUCAGCGCACAAUGAUACGAAAGCAAAUUUCAAUCAAAAGCCCAGAUUCCACCAAUGUCUUUUUCCCAGAUCCAAAGAUAACUGGUAUCAGUUGUGAAAAAGGUGCCGCUCACUCAAAGAAUGGUGCAAUACGUGAAACGAUAGAACCUUCUUAUGUUUUGACAAAUCAUGCAGUAAAUAAUGACUUUGAAGAAGAAUCAGCGAAAAAUCGUUGCCUUCCUACCACAGAAAACACAAUAAAUAACGAAAUCAAGUUAACCGAGAUUAAGAGAAUUUCAGAAAGUACCUCAUCGAGUUCUUUUGUUGCCGAUUUAUCUGCAGAAGAUAUGUCGCCGGAAGAGAGGGUUAUGCUCGAGCAAUGUAUACGAGCUGGAUUACCACAGAAAAGUUCAGAACAGCAUCAGGGAGCAAGACAGAAGGUUCCACAGCUGAGUUACCAGCUUCUGCGAGAUGGUCUCGAAAGACACCCAAAUGCAUGCAGUUAUGAAGCGGAGAGAGGGACAUUGUUGCGAAAUUUGGAAGUAAAAGAAAAUGAAUAUGAAAGUUUAUCGGAAAACGAAGAAAAGGGAAAAGAAGAUGAGCGAAAGGCAGAGAAAAAUAGAUUGUUUCGUAUUCCAGAGUCCCCAGUGGAUAAGAAAUCUUCCGGUCAGGCAUCGGAGGUCGAAAAAACUCAGUAUUAUCAUCAAAAACCAGAUGAAUUGCAUAAGCAAGACGCGUGUAAUUUGAAAGUGAUUAUUGAUCAAAAAGGAAAUAGAAGAAGUGAAAAAUCUAAAUCUAAAUCAGCAAGUUUAACGAGCAAUUCCUCGCAGAAAAAUACGGAAAAAAUGCCAACUCAGUUAGACUUUUUAAUGUCUUCUAACAAGAAAAGCAUUGUUACGCCAGAAAACAAAGCCAGUUCUCAAGAGAAGAAAACUGAUUCUGGUAAUGAAAAUGCAGUUAUUUCAAAACUAAAUAGAGAAAAGUGCUUAGAAACUUCCUCCAGAAAUGAAACCACAGAAGAUUCUAGAAACUCUGAAAAAAAUAUUUCUAAUGGUGUUAUAGUAACUGAAGACCGCAUUAAAGAAGAAGUAAAUGUUUCCGAUCGUAACGAAAAUGCAUUUGAUAAAAUCGAAAGUAAAUAUAAAGAAUCAUCAAAAAACCUUAUCGAUAAAAAUAGUGAUGAAACUUUUGAAAAAGAUGUAGACUGCUCUGAGAAAGACAAUAGUGGAGAUUAUGACGACAGCAUCAUGCUAACGUCAAGUAUUCUUGGGGAAGCUCGAGAGAUAGCUGAGGCUUUAUUAGGAGCAAGAGUUGACAGUACAGAAGAUAUGACUGUUAGUACCCUGAGUUGCUUAUCGGAUAUAGAUAAUGCAAGACCUCCCUCUGUUAUGGGAGACUUAGGCUCAUUAAGUAUGACCAACAGUUCUACUUCGGAAGAAAAUCUCAAAAUAGCAGUAGCAAAAGAAUGCCAAAAAUUAUUUGGCAAAAGUUAUAACAAACAAACUUCCGCUUCUAAGAAAAGUCUUCUCAGAGAGUUACAAAUAGGGCGUUUGAAUACUGAUAAUGCUUCGAAUGAAAAUUCCAAAGGGUACUAUGAUUCUACUGAAAAUUUGAGUUUGAAGAGUAAUUCUACCUCCGAUUUGUUAGGCAACAUUAAUCCCCCAUCAAUACUAGAUGAUAUAUCUUUAACUGCUAGUACCGGAAGUCUAAAUAGCAUUGAAUGCAGUGAUUCAGAAGGUGAGCAAGAUCGGAGAUUAGUAACUCCUUACAAGAAUAACAAUGAUAGUAUGUCUGAAAGGAUGCAUGAUGCUGCUGCAAUGGCCCAUCUCUACGCUAAAGAACUCUCUAAUAUUACUGGUAAUUGUGUGAAAGAAUCACCAGUUACGGAAACAGCUCCUCAGAUAAAAGUUCCCACCGUAAUUCAAGAGGUUACAGAAAUAACUAUAGCUGAUGUGACUGAAAUAGGAUGUGACACCAUUGGUUCUGAUACGGAAUUAGAAGACGAUUUGCCUUGCGAUGAUGAAGACUUUGGCUCUGAAACUCUGCAAGCGCCAAUGCAAAAUUCAUUAUCCAAAGACGAACCAGGAGAUGGUAGCACUGAGAAUCUCACUCUGACGCUAACCGAAGAUCCUCGUCAUCGAGACAUCUCUCCGUAUUAUGACUUCAGAGCACAAAGUUUCAUGAGUGCUGAAGACUUCAGAGCUUUACAAGAAAAUGCAGAUAUGAUAAUCAACACUUUGAAGGAAGCCGAAAUUUCUGACGAAGAAAAUGGACUGUCAAAUGGGGACAUGAUUGAAGACGAAACCAUGUCUUUGGUAUCGAACGAAUCAGAUGAGGAGUUUUUAUCACCUGAUGGAACCGUACAUCAUCACCAGAAAUGUUCACCUAGAACUGAUCACGUUUUGUCCCCUACUUAUAACGGCAUGGUUGCUUUGCCGCAAAGUAACGUACCUUCUAAAUAUGCUUUUAGGAAAACAUCACUACCUCAGAUUUCCUCGAAAAGAAAAUUGAUUUCGAAAAACGAGCAAAAUACGAAAAACAGAAACUCAUAUCCAGACGCAAAUACUUAUGUUAAAGUAGAACAAAGCAAUGGUGAUACAUGUGAUUAUUCGCGGAGUCCCAAAAAAGGAUCGUUGAUCGGAAGACUUAAUCAAAAUAAUGAAAAUAUGAUUACAAAGCUUAAAGCCCCAACAUUAAAUAAGAAAUGCAACAUGCAGACAAAUUCUGUUCAACAAAAUACUGAUCAUUUGAAUUAUACAACACUUGAUGAUGACGGCAAUAGCACUUUUGAUAGUCGAACUUUUACUAGAAAGAAAUCCACUGUUCCAAAAGGCAUGAUCCCAUCUGUGUCCAGCGAAAUGACUCAAAACUCACUCAAGAGCCCGUCUAGUGCUUAUCCUCCAUCCUUGCCACAGGGUCGUGAUAAUUCCGUGAAAACGGAGCCAAGUAAAAGCAUUGGAAGCAAAAUUGCCGCUGUGUGGAAGAACUCGGGGAAAUCGCGAUCCAAGAGUGCUGUAGAUGCAAACCGUAAUUCCAAGUUAAGACUGGAAAAGACUUCUUCUACUGGCAGUAAUUCAAGUACUUCGUCCAGGGAAGAAUUAGGACCAGACCAAAGGUCUUCUUCUCAGACAUCAUCUCCAAAAUCACCUUUGAGUAGGAGUUCGACUUUCGAGAAAUUAAAUGAAGAGGAGAAACAAGCAGUUCCCGCUGUUCGAAGACCAAAUUCUCUAGCCCUAUCGGAGAAGCCGAAUUCACCGAGACACAAAGCCCUUAUUGCUCCGCAGAGAAAUUUUAUCUCGAUGCAAAAACUUGCCAACGAUGGAUCCUUGAAACCACGAGCUUUGCCACAAGAUUCCAAAAAGUGUCAGCUUUCGGAAGGCGCUGUUCUAUCACCCGUUUCGCAUCAAAAUAAUGGAAACAUUCCAAGAAUGAUAAACAAAGCACAAGCUUCCCUCAUUCCUAGUCGCCGAUCUAUGAUUCCUACUCCAGCCAAAUUCGGUGGCAGUGAAAACUAG